AUGUUGCCAAGGCCGAUAUGUAGGACGUCAGUCCUUCGGGCACUGAGGUUGCCCGUCUCCAGGAGAGCCCUCCUACAGAGACGAACGCUCAUCGCUGCACCGAAGCCGGGAGACGGACCUCUGAUGGAAAGGCGGUCCGACAGGGAGCUGCCAGACGUCGAAUCAAACCGCUUCCGCUGGUCGCGCACGCUGCCCAUCUUCUUCGCUAUUGUCGCCGCCGCCAGCGUCGCCAUCUUUAACUACCAGAAGAGCUCCUCGCCCGUCGUGUCGUCCACGCUGUACGCCCUGCGCCACAACGCCCGCGCCCGCGAGUACCUCGGCGACGAGAUCUACUUCGAGCAGCAGAUCCCCUGGAUCAGCGGCGAGAUGAACCAGCUGCACGGCCGCAUCGACAUCAACUUCAAGGUCAAGGGCACCAAGAACACGGGCGUCAUGCACUUCGCGAGCUUCAGGCCCACGCCCAAGGGCGUCUUUGAGACCACAGAGUGGAGCCUUGAGACGAGCGAUGGGAAGAGGAUCGACCUCUUGGACGACGGGGACCCGUUCCGCGCGAUGAGGAUGCCGGGUGGGCUGGACGAUGACGACGACGAUGCCACAAGAGGGUUCAGGCACUAG
Molecule: messenger RNA, 615 nt
Organism: Diaporthe amygdali
Lineage: Eukaryota; Fungi; Ascomycota; Sordariomycetes; Diaporthales; Diaporthaceae
Exons: 2
Coding region: 1-615 (204 amino acids)
Biological process (GO): mitochondrial respiratory chain complex IV assembly
Cellular component (GO): mitochondrial inner membrane
Source: RefSeq, a predicted model, not a curated record